Messenger RNA from Nothobranchius furzeri (turquoise killifish), 3737 nucleotides. It is a transcript of the gene gle1, whose product is annotated as GLE1 RNA export mediator. Gene Ontology annotation, molecular function: DNA-binding transcription factor activity; translation initiation factor binding; inositol hexakisphosphate binding. Lineage: Eukaryota; Metazoa; Chordata; Actinopteri; Cyprinodontiformes; Nothobranchiidae. Gene Ontology annotation, biological process: poly(A)+ mRNA export from nucleus; positive regulation of DNA-templated transcription. Gene Ontology annotation, cellular component: cytoplasm; nuclear pore; nuclear pore cytoplasmic filaments. The record is from RefSeq and is a predicted model, not a curated record.
ACCUUCCCAACCGCGCGGCCGGGCAGGGGCAAAGGUGAAAGUGCCAAAGCGGAACCAUAACCCACGGAAGACUGUUUCCUGGCGGACUGUUUUUAAUGUAACCUCUUCGUUGAUUCCACCACCCACCGCAUUUGUUCCUCUUUUUUUUAAAUUAUAGCUUGUUUCAGGAUGCCUUCCGAAAGUUUACGAUGGGAAACUUUAGAGGCGUUAAAAAAUUCUCCCAAAGGAAAAGUGGUGUUUGACCCUCGCUGGUCGGAACGGGGCGAGCAUAUUUUAGCUGGAUGUACAGAGACCCUCGGGUUAUCGUCACACGCCAGGGUCAUACUGGAGCGGAUCGAUCCAGUGUCCCUACAGAAGUCCUCCUUCCUGGAUCAGAGAAUCACAGCAGAAGAAACUCCAGCCUCAGGUUCCUCUACAAGCUCCGUCAACGAUCUCAAACACCGCAUCCUCUCUUCAGCUCUUUCGCUAAACCAUGAUUACGACCAGACUGUUUGUGAUGAGGUGCAGAGUGAAAGUCCAGAGGCAGAUGACGUCAGCGACGUUUCCAAUCCCGUGCCAUUGCCUGUCAUGUCCCUGCUGUCUCCUAAAGCCAUGGAGACCGCCGGAUGCAUCAUCCUGUUUGAAGAAGGGCAGCGGAAAAAGGCAAAGAUGGCGCUCAGGUUGCGACAGGAGGAGCAGGAGAAGCUGGUGGAGGCUGCUGCCAACGCUGAGUCAGAGCAGCUAAAACGCUUUGAGGAGCUCAUGGAGCUGAAGCAGAGGCAGGAGUUCCAGAGUAUGAGGGACAUGAUGGACCGAGAAAUCAAAGAGAUCAUGGGCCGUCAAGAGAAACUGAAGGAGGAGCAGAGGCACAGAACGAGGCUCAUGAACCUACGUUUAAGGGAGGCAGAGCUUGAGAAGCAGAGGCAGACGGAGGGCAGGGAGCGACUGCGUAACCUCAACAACAUCCAGGAGGAGAUCCUGCAGCUCAACCAGCUGCUGGAGCCGUCCUCCCAGACCGACUCUGAGCUCUCAGCCAGCAGCCUUGGCUCCUACAGCGCCCGCGGGAACCAUCUGUGCUCCCAGGUUUCAGAGGUCGCGAGGAAGACGGCCGAGGGGGAGUUCCCCAGCAUGGAGGACAUGACCGUGGCAGAGCGAACCCUCCUGGAUAUGAGAGCCCUGAUCAGGCAGAUGCAGCAGGAGCUGGUCCGAGCUCAGGAAAGAAAGAAGGAGCAAGAGCAGGAGGAGCAGCGCAGGAAGGAGGAGCAGGUUCAGGCACAGCAGGAGGCGAAGAGGAAGGCAGAGCAGGCGGCCAAAGAAAAGGCUCAGAAAAAAGGGCUGCAGAACAGCGCUGAAGACGGCACCAUGAAGUGGUACAAAGAGCUGCAGAACUCUGCAGCUCGCUGCGCUCAGGCCUGCCAGCAGCUCCAGUCCCCCAAAGACGCCCAGACAAAAACAUUGAAGCUGGAGCUCCAGAAAGCAGCCACCAUCCCUGUCAGUCAAAUCUCCACCAACUCCGGAUCGCAGCUGCGAGAAAUCUUCGACAGGAUCGACAAGCUGCUGUCCGGACGGCCCGUGGUGUCCGGCGGGAGGUCGGUGUCCACCUCGCAGCAUCCACAGGCGCUGGAGUUCGUCAGCUACAAGCUGGCUGAGAAGUUUGUGAAACAAGGUGAAGAGGAAGUAGCGUCUCAUCACGAAGCAGCUUUCCCCAUCGCCGUCGUGGCCUCGGGCAUCUGGGAGCUGCACCCUCAGGUGGGCGACCUGAUCCUGGCUCACCUGCAUAGGAAGUGUCCGUAUGCCGUCCCGCACUACCCCCCGAUGAAGGACGGCACACCUGUGGAGGAAUACCAGAGGAUUCUUGGUUACCGUGUAAACGACUCUGGGGUCGAAGGUCAGGACAGUUUUCUGAAGAGAAUGUCUGGGAUGAUCCGACUCUACGCUGCUGUGAUCCAGCUCCGGUGGCCCUUCGGCUCAAGACCAGGGGCGGUGCCUCAUGGCCUGAACCACGGCUGGCGCUGGUUGGCUCAGAUGCUCAACAUGGAGCCUCUGGCGGACAUCACUGCUACGCUGCUGUUUGACUUCCUGGAGGUUUGUGGUCACGCGCUGAUGAAGCAGUAUCAGGGUCAGUUCUGGAAGCUCAUCCUGCUGCUGACACACGAGUACUUCCCCAGAAUCGAAGCCGUGACCAGCAGCGGGCAGAUGGGCUCAGUCAUCAGGCUGAAGAAGUUCCUGGAGACAUCGCUGCAGAACCGACAGAUCAGUCAGCCCAAAGGUCAGCUGAGCUCCACCUUCUGGAGGUCGUGAUGGAGGUCGUGAUGGAGGUCGUGAUGGAGGUCGUGGUGGAGGUCGUGGAGCUUCAUGAUGUCUGUAAGACCUGAAUAAAUCAGACCAGUGUGGAAGCAGCUGCUGGUCUGGUGCCAGAGAGCUGUGGUUCUUAGCUAACCUCUCCGUGGGCGAAUACACACUGAAGAGCUAUUAAACACUUUUUUUGUACUUUUUAAUUUUCUUCUCAUUAGUAAAGGAACGUUUAACUUAUGAAAUAUUUUCUUCUACAUAAACAAAUCAGAUUUUUGCUGAAGCAGAAUAAAGAUCAGCAUCAUGGAGUGUUUCAGCUGAAAUCUCUCCUAAAUGAAGAAACUUUAUCCAGGAUGUGACGCACACACACACACACACACACACACACCUGUCCAGCCUACACCCAGGACUGUAAGCUGCUCAUGGUUUAUGUGCUGCAGCCUGAGCUUUGUUUGACUUUAGUUUAUAUCUAAGUUAGUUCUUUUACAGCUUCAACAUUAACCGUGCCUGUGUAACAGAUCUGGACUCGUUUUUUCAUAAGUCCACCGUGUGGAACUAAAGGUUUGAUCAGCUGUUGUUGAAUCAUUCAGGAUGAAAUUUGUUCAAAUUUACAAAACUGUGCAAUAAACAAAAUGAGAAUCCGCACACUUCAAUCUGCGAUGUAGGAGUUUACUGGUCAAGCUUUCGGUCAGAGACCUUCAUCAUGAAUUCCGGAUUCUCGUUUUGUUUAUUCCACUUUUUGAUCCAGCACCUUUUCCCAGAUGAGCGGUGACUCCUUCUACAAAACUGUACAAUAAAAACAUUGAAGAAGAAAUUAGAUUUUUUUUGUCCAACCCAGUAAGUCCUCAAAAUCCACUUGAUUUUACUGAUAAACUGUAUAAAUGAGGGCCUAAUUGGUCUGUAGACAUGUGGUCAUUCAUUACUUUGUUCUUCUUUUACACGGUUUAGUAAAUGAAGUUUUUUUUUAACCUGACUUGUUUUGACUAACGCCUCUAGUCAUCAUCAGAGUUCGUCGGUGUUGGUGGCGUCCCUGUAGAUUAUGACUAGAGGCGUUAGUCGAAACAUGUCUGGUAAAGUUUUUUUUUACUAAACUGUGUAAGAAAUAAAGUAAUGGAUCCCAAAGUUAAACAGAAUAAAUGCACAAAAGAUGUGUGGUCAUUAUUUUGGCAUUUUAGUCCAUCUUAAAUGUUUCAUCAGCCGUUGCUUCUGGAUAGGAGUGCCCAUGGCGUUACCUGUGCUGUCCUACGUAGCAGCAAUGGACUGGACCGCCGCCGAGUCAGCCACGCCUCCGCUGGCUCGGAACCGCUUGCCUCUUUAGAGAAAAGUCGCUUGUUUUUUUUGUUUUUUUUCCGGAACUGCGCUGCCCUGGGCGGCUGCAUGUUGGAGUAGCUCUGUUGACUAAAUGUAAGUUUUGCCUUUUCUUGGACAUUUUUUCUUCUGGUUUCUCAAUAAAAACUGUAUUUUUG